Molecule: messenger RNA, 2501 nt
Organism: Chanos chanos (milkfish)
Lineage: Eukaryota; Metazoa; Chordata; Actinopteri; Gonorynchiformes; Chanidae
Gene: nsun2
Product: NOP2/Sun RNA methyltransferase 2
Exons: 19
Coding region: 87-2411 (774 amino acids)
Biological process (GO): tRNA methylation
Cellular component (GO): nucleus; cytoplasm
Molecular function (GO): tRNA binding; tRNA (cytidine-N5)-methyltransferase activity
Source: RefSeq, a predicted model, not a curated record
GUUGUCUCGCAACGGUAAAAUACGGGCCUAACACAAAAUUGAAAACGUUUCGCAGGUUUAUAUCCAGGGUAGUGUGUUUCUCCAAAAUGGGGAAAAGGAACAGGGAUAGACGAAGAAAUCAGCAAGACAGAGAUGCAAGACCAGACGGGAGAAGAGACAGAGAUAAUGCUGGUUGGGGUGCAGGUUACUCUGAAAUCAUAAAGGAGAACAAGAUGUUUGAACAUUAUUACAAGGAGCUGAAGAUUGUUCCUGAAGGAGAGUUUGAGGAGUUUAUGGAAGCAAUGAGAGAGCCAUUGCCUGCCACCAUAAGGAUAACAGGUUAUAAGAGUCAUGCCAAAGAGAUCCUUCAUUGCCUGAAGGAAAAAUACUUCAAGGAGGUUCAGGACCUUGAGGUGGACGGUCAGAAGAUAGAAGCUCCGCAGGCUCUCAGCUGGUACCCUGAUGAGUUAGCGUGGCACACCAAUUUAAGCAGGAAGAUCCUGCGGAAAUCUCCUCUCCUGGAGAAGUUUCACCAGUUCUUGGUCAGCGAAACCGAAUCGGGAAAUAUCAGCAGACAGGAAGCUGUCAGCAUGAUCCCUCCUCUGCUCUUGAAAAUUGAGCCACACCACAAGAUCCUAGACAUGUGUGCAGCCCCUGGAUCAAAGACUGCUCAGCUGAUUGAGAUGCUGCACUCCGACAUGGACGUUCCUUUCCCUGAGGGCUUUGUCAUUGCCAAUGACGUGGAUAACAAGCGCUGCUACCUGUUGGUGCACCAGGCUAAGAGACUUAACAGCCCGUGUAUUAUGGUGGUGAACCACGAUGCCUCCAGCAUCCCCCGACUACAGGUGGAGCAGGAUGGGAAAAAAGACAUCCUCUUCUACGACCGCAUCCUGUGUGAUGUUCCCUGCAGCGGAGAUGGAACGAUGAGGAAAAACAUUGAUGUGUGGAAAAAGUGGACGACCAGCAACAGCCUGCAUCUGCAUGGUCUGCAGUUGCGGAUUGCUGUGCGUGGUGUUGAACAGCUGGCUGUUGGAGGGAGGAUGGUGUACUCCACCUGCUCUCUCAACCCUGUAGAGGAUGAAGCUGUCAUCGCCUCUCUGCUGGAGAAGAGUGAAGGUGCCUUAGAGCUGGCAGAUAGCUCUGCAGAUCUCCCAGGACUGAAAUGGAUGCCUGGAAUCACUUCUUGGAAGGUAAUGACAAGAGAGGGCCAGUGGUACUCGGACUGGUCUGAGGUACCCACCAGUCGACACACUCAAAUCCGGCCUACCAUGUUCCCCCCGACCGACCCAGAGAAACUCAAGAGCAUGAACCUGGAGAGAUGUAUGAGGAUAUUGCCACAUCACCAGAACACUGGAGGAUUCUUCGUGGCUGUAGUGGUAAAGAAAGGUCCAAUGCCAUGGAACCGGCGCUACCCAAAGCUCCGUAAUAAGGAGGCCGUCUCCUCUGCUGAGGCGGCCCCAGCCGACGAGCUGCAGAUGGAGGUGUCUCCCGCUGGUGCACCCCCUACCGACGCCUCCCCCGGCGAGACCCACGCGGAGGAGAGGGAGAGGGAAACACCCGCAGACGCAACAACCACACCACCUGAGACGGGAGACCACCCUCAGGAGCCCGAGGCCAGGAAAGAUGGAGUGUGCGCGCCUCCGCCUUCAAAGAAGAUGAAGCUCUUUGGCUUCAAAGAAGAUCCCUUUGUGUUUCUGACAGAGGAUGACCUCGUCUUUCCGCCUAUCCAGGCUUUCUACGACUUGUCUACAGACUUCCCGAAGCUGAACGUGCUGACUCGUACUCAUGAAGGGAAGAAAAGGCAUCUGUACAUGGUGUCCAAGGAACUGCGUAAUGUACUGCUCAACAACAGUGAGAGAAUGAAAGUCAUCAACACCGGAGUAAAGGUUUGGUCACGGAAUAAUGACGGAGAACAGUUCGGAUGCGCUUUCAGACUGGCCCAGGAGGGUAUCUACACUGUUUGUCCCUACAUCCGAGCUCGUAUCAUCUCCAUCAGCGUAGAGGAUGUGAAGGUGCUGCUGACCCAGGAGAAUCCCUUCCUCAGCAAGCUGGGAAACGAGGCCCGCGUUCAGGCAGAGAGGCUCGAUAUGGGAAGUGUCGUUUUACGAUACCAGCCAGAUCCCAAGGACCCAAACUCUCCUCAGUGCCCUAUAGAGCUGUGUGGCUGGAGGGGAAAAACCUCCAUCAGGGCCUUUGUCCCACGGAACGAACGACUACACUACCUGCGCAUGGUGGGUGUGGAGGUGUUCCGAGACAAGCAGGGCAAGAGGAACGACGCCACGGCAGAAGGUCAGGAGGAGGAGAACGCGGGGAAGGAGGAGGCGCAGGACCAGGAAGGACGUCCUCUGGAACAGGAGGGCUCCGAGUCAGAGGAGCGUAACGGCCCCACGCAGAACACCACAAACAGAACAGAAGCCGUGAGCAACACCUGAGAUGAUGUAAUGGAAGAGAAGGAAGAGUGCAACCAUAGGAAGGUUUGAAUGCUCCAGAGCCAGUCCUGACAAACAGGGGGUAAAGGGAGU